ACGGUUGUUCGUAGUGUAUUCAGCUUAUUUGAAUCGUCAUCGGACAUAAGAAGAUUGGGCAUAGCAAGAUGAAAACCUCUGGAAUACUGUGUGGUUUACAAUAUAAGGUGGAGGAUAACCCACCGUGGAUAACUACCAUACUUCUAGCUUUACAGCAUUAUCUGAUGUUAUUGAGUUCUAACCUUGCAACCCCUGGUCUUGUGGCAACUAUAAUUUGUGCCAAAGGUGACGUAGAGGUCACAUCAAUGAUGCUGGGUAAUUUGUUGUUUGCCUGCGGGAUAUGUACUGUUAUACAAACGUUCAUAGGAGUCAGACUACCAAUAGUCCAAUGUCCAGCAUUUGCCUACAUAGUUCCUAUGUUGGCUCUGACAGACUUUGAGAAGUGGAAAUGUCCAGAAUUUAACACCACAACGAUAAAGCCGAUGAAUGAAACAUUAGGUAACAUAACAGACCACGAUGGUGAAGAACCCUAUUGGAAAACACGUUUAAACAUGAUAACGGGAUCGAUAAUGGUAGCCUGUGUAUUUGAGAUAUUUUUGGGAGCCAGUGGUAUCUUGACUUUGUUGUUGAGAUUUAUUGGCCCUCUAACAGUUGCACCAACUAUAAUGAUGAUGGGGCUUGGUGUUGUAAAGACUGGAUAUGAACUUGCUGGUACUCACUGGGGGAUCGCUUUUGGCACCAUUGGUCUUAUCAUAUUGCUGUCGGAAUGUAUACCAACAUUAGAAAUAGAUGUCCCUUGCACUGUAAAACUUACCGGAAAAGGGAAAGGUUUUGUAAGACACGAUAAACGGAAAACCCAAAUAGUGUUCCAUAAAAUGUUUUCUGUGAUUAUUUCCGUCUGUUUAAUGUGGCUGCUUUGUUACAUAUUAACAACAACCGGAGUAUUUCCAAGCGACGAGCAAAGUUAUGGAUACCAUGCUCGAACUGAUCUACGGGAUGAAGAAUUAAAAACUGCUUCCUGGGUCUCAUUUCCCUAUCCUGGUAGAUAUGGCAUGCCAACAUUUAACUCGGGUUUGUUUGUAGCAUUUAUAGCAGGUGUAAUAACUUCUGUAAUCGAGUCGAUUGGUGAUUAUUAUACGUGUGCCAGAAUAGCUGGAGCUGUACCACCGCCACCUUCUGCCAUAAACAGAGGAAUAUUAAUAGAAGGAAUAGAUUGCAUAUUAUCAGCAGCUGUUGGUCUAGGAUUUGGUGUAACAUCAUGUAGUCAGAAUAUUGGUGUCAUUAGUUUGACAAAGGUUGGCAGCAGACGUGUGGUACUUGUAGCUGGUAUACUGAUGAUAAUAUUUGGAUGUUUUAACAAGUUUAGUGCGUUUGUUGUUACGGUUCCUGAUCCAAUCAUCGGUGCAUCAUUCAUUGUACUCUUUGGAGUACUAGCAGCUGUUGGCGCAUCAAAUCUUCAGUAUGUAGACCUGAAUUCACCAAGAAACAUGAUAGUGUUUGGUCUGUCUUUGUUCAUGGGAUUAACAAUUCCUCCAUGGACCCAGCAGAAUGAAAAAAUAUUUGCAGAUGGAAACGAAAAUGCUAUGCAGAUGUUGUUAGCUCUUCUAGGAAACAAUAUGUUUAUGGCUUGUUUCACAGCAUUAAUAUUGGACAAUGUUAUGCCUGGUACUGUUGAAGAACGUGGAAUAGUGCUAUGGCGAGAAUUAACAUCUGAACAUCUAGACAACAAGAGCAGCUACUCGUUGAGAACGUACGACCUUCCAUUUGGUAUGUCAAAAAUAAGGUCAUGGCGAUGGACCCAAUAUAUUCCGUUCUCUCCAACAUUUGUAAAUGAUCAUCUUAAUUGUUGUUCAUCUCCUGCACGUGACCAUGAAGACAUAACAGGACGUGACCACGAUGACGUCACUGGACAUAAUGAUCUCAAUAGAACUAAUGAUGAUGGGUGUACAAAACUAUAGAACAAUAUUAGCAUACAACAAAAUCAAUAUACCAGGUAGUUAAUUUGAAAAAAAAAAUCAAAUAUUGCUAAGUAAAACUCUAUAAGUAUCUUAUUGUGUCAGAUAGUUUGACAUAUUCCAAAGGGGAAAGAGUCCGUUUAAAUUUGCAUGAAUCUAUCUCAGAGGAGAAUGAUAAAAUGAAAUAUAACAAUAUAAUGCUUGUUGCAGAAAAGCUUUUUAUUUACAGUCAAAUAAUGAGACGCAGUCAUCAAGCAAAACUAUUUUUUAAGCCACGAUAUGAGCUAGAUAAUUGUUCUGUUUAUUGAAGUAUCAUUUCAUAAAACGAAAAGGCGCCACCAAUUAAUCCCACUGAAAUGAAACUCCGGCAGUAAAAAAAAUACCCAAGACGAACGCAUUUAGAAAUAAACAUUGUGCAAAAAAGUUUAGAAAAGAAACAUUAUGCAAAAAGUUUAGAAAAGAAAUAGUAUGCCCAAAAAUUUAGAAAAGAAAACAUUUUUCAACUUAGACGUUGUCAUUUUUAUAUUUCACGCAAGCACGUACGUGCCUUUGUUGCUUCCGCUGUUUAAAAGAGCAACUUUUAUUAUCAAGGUUUGAGCAGUCAAAAAUGAAAAAUAAUGCAUGAAAUAAUUAAAAGCAUCAAAGGCAGUAAUAUACCCUCUGUCAAUACAACGUAUGUUGUUAACAUAUUUCAAUUAAUACAUUACGCUCGUUGAUGUUCACACUAUACAGAUUUCAUAAAAGGGGUUAAUCAUUAUGCUCCUUACACAACAACGAUUUCAACAAAGUAAGUGUAAACAUAUUUUAUUAAAGAAUUCUUUAUGUAUAGCUACAAGAGUAAAUGAAUACGAAAUAAACAAGGAAUUCAAAAAUUAGGAUUAGAAAACAAGAACAGUGCCUUAUAUAAAUCCAUUUUCAACAAAGUUACGAAGAAGAACGACCUUAAUCCACACUGCACAAGUUUUUCAGUCGUCAUCACAAAUUGGGUGAUCUACUUACAAGCGAUAUGUUUUUCUCUGAUUUAGAUUUUUAAAUACCAAAAUAGUCGUCAUAGUUAACUGUUAGAUUACAUAUUGUGUCCUAUUCCCGAUUGCGACAUAUUGACUGAGUGUGGAUUCGCAUAUUUUUUGAAGCAUGUAUAGCUGGAGACACUAACCUUGUCGACACCACCAAUCUCGGUUCUUUUUUAGUAAAUGCUUUUCUCAGUUUUGUUUUUUUGUUUCUUGAUUUGUAUUUUCUUAAUCGAGAUCGGUAACUACUGUUGCAUAAACUUAGCAGUAGUAAUAUCUAAUGGGCGAAAAAAAGCUAAUUUCAUUAUUUUUACAAUUACAGAUUUGUAUUCGAUAUGGGCGUCCAACUAUUUAAGCUCAAGCACCGCUGAAGAGAAUUAUGUAUGCGAUACGUGCGUCUGGCGUCCCAAAUUUUAAGCCUAUUAUAUGAUGAGUUUAUAUAAAAAAUGACAGAGCUUAGGGUAACAAAUAUAUAUGAAGUUUUAUAUUUAUCUCUUUCUUUUUUGAGAUCAUGGGCACUGACUCUCAUUUAAUAAUUGGCGCUUCUCAUCAGAAUUUUUUAAUAAAAAGAUAGAUAAACAAUUUCGAAAAAUAUGCUUUUUGUUAUCUGCUCUAUUUAUGUUCCUCAUUGUAAUAAAACUAUUAAAAAUGUUUUGAUUAACUGACUUCAUAAAAAAAGCUUUACAUCUGAAUUUUGAUUAUUCAGCUUUUGGAAUAUUUAUGAAAAACUUAUGGGUGAAUACCAGCAUUUUAUAUUUUUUGUAAUCAUGUUUUUGUUACAUCAGUAAGCCAUGUUCCAUAAUUUUUACUCUAAAUCAAUUUUUCAGCCUCAAUAAUACAACUGAAAAAUAUACUUUUAUGUCGAUUCGUCCGAAUGAAUGAUUUGUGUACCUAUAUGAAGCAGAAUCGAUACAAAGUUUUGUAGAGGCAAGAAGGAAUAACAUGUUGCAAAUCCUUCAACUGUUCUUUUAAAUAAACUAACAAUUUGUUUUCAAAAUAUCAAAAUUUGGCUAUCAUUUAUUUAAGUCCUUUUUGGUGGUCAUUUAGCUCUUCUAUUGUUUCAGUACUUAUACAUCCUUUGCUUUCAAAUGUUUAGCUUUUAGCGUUCUUUAUAACGAUUAAACCAGAAAACGCUUUGAAUGCAUUCAUUUUUUAACCCUCUACUUUGGUUAGUACUUGUAUUAUAUAUAUUCUUGUGAAACAGAAAUAACCACUCAUCACAGUUUAUGGGGUGUAUAUUAUAUUUCAGUUGAUAUUGUAGACCUUGUUAUCUUUAUGGCUAUUAGU
Molecule: messenger RNA, 4192 nt
Organism: Mytilus californianus (California mussel)
Lineage: Eukaryota; Metazoa; Mollusca; Bivalvia; Mytilida; Mytilidae
Product: solute carrier family 23 member 1-like
Exons: 14
Coding region: 69-1898 (609 amino acids)
Biological process (GO): transmembrane transport
Cellular component (GO): membrane
Molecular function (GO): transmembrane transporter activity
Source: RefSeq, a predicted model, not a curated record